Papaver somniferum (opium poppy) is the source of this 1049-nucleotide messenger RNA. Its product is annotated as DNA repair protein RAD51 homolog A-like. The coding region runs from base 296 to 694 and encodes 132 amino acids. Gene Ontology annotation, molecular function: DNA strand exchange activity; double-stranded DNA binding; single-stranded DNA binding. The transcript is spliced from 4 exons. Lineage: Eukaryota; Viridiplantae; Streptophyta; Magnoliopsida; Ranunculales; Papaveraceae. The record is from RefSeq and is a predicted model, not a curated record. Gene Ontology annotation, biological process: reciprocal meiotic recombination; mitotic recombination; DNA strand invasion. Gene Ontology annotation, cellular component: condensed nuclear chromosome.
UGCUGAAGCUAAAGUUGAUAAGAUCAUUGAAGCAGUGUCGAAGCUGGUUCCAUUGGGUUUUACUGGUGCCAGUCAACUCCAUGCAGAAAGGCAAGAAGGUAUUACAGUAGAUCAUGAAGCAUUUAACAAGGGGGGGAUAAAGGAAAAGCAAUGUACAUUGAUACGAAGGGCACUUCCAGGCCACAAAGACUUGCAGAUUACGGGCAGGUUUGUACUAAAUGGUGCUUAUGUUUUGGAGAAUGUGGUGUAUGCUGGAGCCCAUCAGUCAAAACUUCUUCUUGAACCAGCUCAGAAGAUGGUAGAGACGGGGUUUGCCCUCGUGAUUGUGGAUAUUGCUACAGCUCUCUAUAGGACAGGUUUCUAUGGAAGGGGAGAACUGCCAGCUAGACAAAUGUAUCUUGCGAAAUUUUUAAGGAGCCUGCAGAAGUUGGCUGCAAAUAGAAAUACAUCCUUCUUUUACAGGGGACUUCUCAGUUUAGUAUUUGAAAGAUUUUCUCUUAACUAUAACCACCGUGGGAUGCUGCUAUGUUGUUGUUGUAGGUUUGGUGUUGCUGUAGUUAUUACUAACCAAGUCGUUGCGCAAGUUGACGGUUCUGCUAUGUUUGGUGGGAAACAGUUUAAACCUAUUGGUGGAAACAUCGUGGCUCAUGCUUCUACGACUAGGGAAGGGCAGAGGAGCGUAUAUGUCAAGUAAUCAGCUCCCUCUCUGAAGCACGGUUUCUAAUAUCUGCAGAAGGUGGCACUGAUGGCAGGAACUGUGUUUAUAACCCCAUUAUCUCUUUCUUACUCCACCGAAGGAGAGGAAAUUGCACGCAAUCCGAAGAAUUCGAGUUGUUGUAUAUCUGCAGUGGGGGUUAUUCAUCCAAGUAUAGCAUGUUCAUCUUGAUUCGGUGGCGCCAUCGUAAAUUUUCUCCUUGUGGGGUCAAAAUUGUAAUUUAAAUUGGGAGGCAAAUUCUAGCGUGGGAGGGAGGACUGAGGAGUUUCCAGUUUCGACUGGACCCUGGAUAUUAACAGGGACGGUAUCUUAAAUACAGGACCGACAAGUUAGA